UGUAACGUCUUUGCGCCUCUGCAACCCCGGCUUCUCUUCACCGAGGGCGGCUGCAGCGGAGAGGGGCUUCAUCAGUGUCACGAAUCCGGUUUUUCCCAGCCCUUUGCCGGCAGAGAGGGUGGGGAGGACCGGGGACAGGGUCAGUGGAAGAUUUCCUACAGCUCGCCUGGACUCUGAGGACGCACAAGACACUGUUUCCAAAAACCUCUGGAUUUUAUAUGCUGAAAGUCAAGCCAAUGUGAGCUCAGCUGCAGACCAGCUCUGUUGUUUUGACUUGGCAACUGUUUUUCCGGCCGUACCUGCACCGCUCAGAUCUCCAUCCAGUCCCAUUUGUGUUCAGAGAGAGUCCUGUCUGCCUACCAUCAGUCAGUUUUCUCCUGAGUUGGUGUAUUCUGAUGGAUCAGUAUGUCUACCACUAAUAAUAUCGCCCAGGCCAGGAAACUGGUGGAACAGCUGAGGAUUGAGGCAGGGAUUGAACGCAUUAAGGUGUCCAAAGCAGCAGCAGACCUGAUGAGUUACUGUGAGCAGCACGCUCGUAGCGACCCUCUGCUGGUUGGGGUUCCCACCUCCGAAAACCCUUUCAAGGACAAGAAGCCCUGCAUCAUCCUAUAGCCACGCUACGCUCCUCCUGCCAUCACAUACAAAACACACACACACACACACACACACACAUACACACACAUUCAUACAUACUCAUGCACAUACAGACAAACAUCAAUGCACACAUUCAGUAUUUAAAUUGAUCCCCAGACACACACAUCACAUGCAAACACACACUUCAAACCCAUCUAGCAUACACACACACUCCCAAAAUAGCCACUCUGGAAAAGCGCCAUACCCUGGAGCCGCAGCUAGAGGACAGGUAUCUUGUUCUCUCAGUGGCUGAGAUCAGUAUAUCACUGAGGUGCUUUUGGUAAUAUUCAUAUAUGCUGGUAAAUUAACUACAAGUGUCAGCUUAACUUGAAAAAGAGAUUUGGACAUUAAUAAUCAAUAGGAAACCAGGAUAUUUGUUCCUUGUUUUGUCAUGAAAUGAGGGGUUUGGAAAAGGAUGGACAGCAGUGCCAUAGGCAAGGAGUGGGAGGUUGCAUGUAGGCAACAGAAAUGGGCGGUAGGCGCUCUUGCCGACCAUGCCAAACACAACCUGGUUUCCCAUUAAAAGCUCAAUAAAAGCUUUUUUUGUGAACGUUUUAAAAAGGUUUGAGAGAUUUUCCACAAACCCGCCAUGUGCUAAAUUAUAGCAGCUUAUUUCGGAGCGAGUGGCUAAAGCCUUUGCCUUUAUCAGGCUAGCAUGUUCGCACCCAAACCUGUAUCAACAGACCUUCUCUGCCUGUGGCCUCCUGCAGCUGUCUGCAGCCUUUUGGCCAAACUUCCAGCUGUGCCAACCUGUACAGAAAGUCGUCUAUAGAUGCUGAUCUGCUGUCACCGAUUCCACUGCAGUUUAUUAUGGCUGCUGUUGGUUGAAAUCGAUGUCUAAGCUGACCUCAGAUCUGCACCUAUGACGGGAACAUUGUUAAUUGCUCUACACAGAACUCAAGCUAUUAACCCUGGACGUUUACUGCAUUUUUCUUAAGAAAUACUUGUUCGUGAACUCAAUGUACAUUUUGAUAUUUUAUUGAAGCAUUACUUAACAGAUUAGAUAAUACUUUUUUAUUUUUAUUAUUGUUUUGCUUUGACAUAGGUGUUGCCCCUGGCUGAGCAGGUUUUUCUUCCUGUCUGACGUUAAAUGCUAGUAUUAAUGAAACGACAGGAAUCUGGUUGUAAGCCAGGGGCAAUACCUAACCAGAUACCUGCUAGAAUCUUAAACAAAGGUUUCUACUGUACAUCAAGCCUUCCUGUGCUUUACCCUGAGAGAGGGCCAGGUCACAGACUGACCAUACCUUAGAAUCAGUCUGCAAGGACUGCAAGGCUAGAGGAGUAAACCCAAUCUUAAAAAGUAAAAGUGAAGCUGUAGAAAAGUAGAAAUUAAGCUUUCCAUUUUCUACCUUCUCCUCUUAUGUUUGAUUCUUUUCGAUUGGCAGUUUGCAUAA
Messenger RNA from Perca flavescens (yellow perch), 2027 nucleotides. It is a transcript of the gene gng7, whose product is annotated as guanine nucleotide binding protein (G protein), gamma 7. NCBI's taxonomy places the organism in Eukaryota, Metazoa, Chordata, Actinopteri, Perciformes, Percidae. The transcript has 4 exons. Gene Ontology annotation, biological process: G protein-coupled receptor signaling pathway. Gene Ontology annotation, cellular component: heterotrimeric G-protein complex. The coding region runs from base 406 to 612 and encodes 68 amino acids. The record is from RefSeq and is a predicted model, not a curated record. Gene Ontology annotation, molecular function: G-protein beta-subunit binding.